Messenger RNA from Marasmius oreades (fairy-ring Marasmius), 2472 nucleotides. RefSeq lists its product as uncharacterized. Bases 21 to 2174 code for a protein of 717 amino acids. NCBI's taxonomy places the organism in Eukaryota, Fungi, Basidiomycota, Agaricomycetes, Agaricales, Marasmiaceae. The record is from RefSeq and is a predicted model, not a curated record. The transcript is spliced from 6 exons.
CACCAAUCUGAUUGCGCGCAAUGUCCGCUCAGCCUAUCGUCGACCCGCAGAACCCUCUUUACUGUCCUUCAAUUCCAGCUAAUAUCUAUCUCGAUCGAGUCCUACUUCCCAUACGGAAUCAACCCGUAAAACCCCGCUCUCACAAGGACAAUGCCAACGUUCUCUCUUCCAGAAUACACAAGAAUUCGCUAGCACGUCGCACCGCACCCGUCUCUUCUUUCGUUCACAUGCUAGGUCGCUGGCUUCAGGCUAAGCAAAGAGAAGAGUUAUCUUCUUCAAACAAUUGUUUAGAUUUCGGAAUUCCGACUCAGGUCGAAGGGAUGUUACACGGUGAUAGGUUUGGUAGUCGUCAAGGUCAACUCCUAGUGAGACAGCAUGGUCCACGCACGAGAGCCCAGGCUCGGAUGCUCAACGAAGAACAUGUUGGAAUCGGAUUCGAGCCUCCUAAUGCGGCGUCUAGCCCCAAAAUGCCUACGAUCUCAGUCAAAAGUAACACCUACAGGGUACCAAGAAAUUCCGGCCCUGAUUCGGAAGUUUUCGUACAACCGCUUUGGGAUGCAGCACGCUCAUCAUACUCAAGAAUUGAUUCACCUACAUUUUCAGUAGCUUCCAGCAGCGACAACGAAGAUCACAAUGUCGAUUUCUUCCCUCCUGGUUUGGGCGAUGACCAAAACCUGGUCGGAACUGUGCCAACUCCACAAAUGUCUCUCAAACGUGCCCCAACUACCGUGAAAGCUCCUCCUUUUGUAUCGAUAAAGAAACCAGAAGCUCGACCGCGUGCUGUAGAUGACUCUGAUGCUCAAACUGAUGUUCCUCGGUCUGGAUCUAAAGCUCGAUCCUCAAUCAACAAGUACAUGUCGCGCAAACGAAAGCUUGAAGAGCUCUUCCCAGAACUUCUGAAGCUAAACUCUGAACGUGACGGAGCAAAGAGGCGGAGAGGAACAUGGAACACGCCUUCACUAGCCGAUGAAGAAAGCGAUACAUUUGGUGCAGGUAUUCCGGAACGUCCGCAUCUGUACGGUCGCAAGAUGAUACUUUCUCCGGGACCAAAGAUUGAGGUGUCGAACACGAAAGAGAUUUCGUCAGAGCAGCGGAUUAAAUUGUUGGAAGACGCCUUGUAUGGACAGCAAAUCGGAACGGAAUCUCCAAGAGGAUACGGCGUUCUUCUAGACAAGCUGGACGUCAUGAUGCCUGGAAUCCGUUUAAAAGAAAGGCUUUUGAAAGAUACUUAUUCGAGCGAUCUAGUGUCCUUAGGUCCGCAGGUGAACAAUGUUGACCGCUUGGAUUUGGGCCGUCAACCGUCGAAUAACGGUCGAGGAAAAAUGAGAGAGCGGAACCACCAAGGCGUCGCGGAUUUCCUUGGGGAACAAGGGCUACUCAACGAAGGGGUAAUGGAAAUGCUGAGAACCUCAGAGAUCCGACGCUUGGAGAUGGCACCAACGCUGGCUGACGAAGACGGCUUGAAUCUCGGAGGAAAGGAUGCGUUCAAGGUGUUUGCCAAGCCGAAUAGUUUCCUCUUUCUAGCUGAAAUUUCAUUCUCCGGGACGCCUAUCAACGAUGUGGACCUCCUGCAUCUCAUCCGUCUACCGAAGCUGAAGCGGCUUUGGCUUGAAGAUACUGGGAUUGGCGAUCAGGCCAUAUAUCAUUUGACCGGUCUUCGAAGCACCCUUUGCACCCUAUCCGUAGCGUCUAAUCCGCGUAUCUCAGAUGACUCCGUUCCUGCGCUGAUAUUGUUAGCGAGACUUCAGUUUCUGUCUCUAAUCGGCACUGGGAUCGGGAUGGUUGGUUUGAGAAAGCUGGCCAGUGCCGUUAAUCGAGAGAAAAGAGUCAUCGACGUUGAAAUCCCCGAAAAGUGUGAGACUUAUGUCGUUAACCUUGAAACCAACGCUCGCUACCUGCUCCAUAUCCAACCUCCUUUGAUCAGUAUUCCUUCUCUUUGUGAUCAGUUGUCGAUCGGCGCGUUGAAGAGGAACCUUGAGGCUCAUCUGGCCGUUUUAGCCGCUGGAGUGCAACCACCAGUCGUACAACCUCAGUUUCGACUUCCCGGGGCUUCUGUCACCGCCGUAACCGAGAUAUCGGAUUUCAUGACCAAGGAAGAGAUGAGGGAAAGACUCUCAGGCAUUCUCAGGAUGAGAGAAGUAGAUCUCUUGGUUAAGGGAAUGGUUUUUGGUUGAGCCUCAAGUGUGUUGCUCGGUCCCGCUGUGCUCCUCGGACUUGUUUGCGACUUGAUUUUCCCGCCCCUUCAUCCCUUUCUUUGCUAUCUCGUUGGUUAUAGUACUUUAAAAAGACUCGCCUAAAAAAACUCGCCGUCGUGCACAUGUCUUCUGUUCCCGCUCGCUGUUCUUUGUCUCACCUGUUCCGUCAUGCACCUGUUUUGUCCUGCCUUGUCGUUUAUUUUGCAUCACACUGUUCACCGUUCGCGUUCUCAUAUUUGUUACAAUUUCAAUUGUCGCGACAACUUUCAUCCCCGCC